GCGCCCUGAGCCCCGGCCCGCCCCGAGCCCGGCCCGGCCGCGGGGGCGGCCCCAGACCCCCUGCCCAUGGGGGAGCCGCGGAGCGCAGCCCCUGAGCGCGGAGCCUGCGGGGGCCGAGCGGCCUGGGCUGCGAAAUGGUGUGUCGGCAGCGGGGCCCGCCGUGUAAACAAUGAACGGGCGCGCUGAUUGUCUCGCCGCGGCUGAAUGUGCGGCUGGUUUCCACCGGCCUCCCUUUUAAAAAGCGUUUCAGGAGUAUGAUUUGAAACAGUCAACAUGGACUUUUCACGUCUACAUACGUACACUCCUCCCCAAUGUCUGCCAGAGAACACUGGCUAUACAUAUGCACUCAGUUCAAGUUAUUCUUCAUCUGCUUUGGAUUUUGAGACUGAAAACAAAAUAGAUCCAGUAUUUGAUUCCCCAAGGAUGUCCCGGCGUAGUUUACGGUUAGCUGCUGCAGGAUACAGCCAAGCAGAGGAUGGACGCAGCGAUUCCCUUCGCGACAGCUCUUACACCGGAAACGUGUCCUUCAGGGAACAGUCCUCUAAGAUGGUAAAGCAACGCAAAAGCAUGAAUAAACAGCCUGGCACUGUAAGACACAUGCCGAGGAAAAAUCUGUCCAGCUCAUCUAUUUUUAGCCAGAGCAGUUUCAAUAGCCAUGCCAGUGAUACAUCAAUGGUAUCCACUGUAUUGGACGAGUCUUUGAUUCGUGAGCAGACAGAAGUUGAUCAUUUCUGGGGUCUUGACGAGGAAGGCGACCCUAAAGGUAGUGACACUACACUGCUGCAGGGCAAUGGUGACAUAGCAGGAGCAGCAGAGCCGCAGCCCCCGAUGAACGGCUACACGUGCAGUGACUGCAGCAUGCUGUCCGAGCGCAAGGAGGUCCUCACAGCCUACUCGGCGGCUCACGUGCCAUCCUCCAGGAUUUACACUCGGGACAGGAGCCAGAAGCAUGCAUCUAGAGGAACCUAUUUCUACAUGAGUAAGAUUCUACGAUUGGUCAAACAUACUGCAACAUCUUUUGCAUCACUAUUAGUGCAACUAUUUCAAAUGGUUUUGCUGAAGCUGGGUUAUGAAUACAAAGCUCACUCGGACUACUGUGGAAGCAUGAAUGUAAAGGAGUUUUACAGAGAAGAUCGACAUCUUGGUGUGAAUGAGGAAUCAAUAUGUGAUGACUGUAAGGGGAAGAAACAUCUUGAAAUGUACACCACAGACCACAUGCAAUCCUCAUGGGCCAAAAGGGUAGCAAGGACCAUUUGGCACACCUUUUCUUCUGCAGGUUACUUUAUGCUUCACGUGUUGCGAACAGUGGGAGCAACGGGAUGGCUUGUGUCUCAGAAGGUGUUGUCUCUACUUUGGCUGGCCAUUCUUUCUCCAGGGAGGGCAGCUUCUGGCAUGUACAGGUUGCUUCGAACUGGGUGGUAUCAGCUUGUUGCUCUGAUGUCUUUGCUCAAGGUGUUUCUUGUAAGAAGAUGCCUUCCAAAGAACUACAAGUCAUUACUGUUUCUUAUCCCACUCCUGUUUCUACUAGGUAUGUGGUUCUGGGGGUUUGAUGGCUUCAUUUCAUUAUUAUCUCCGUUGAACUGGACAAGAGUUGACAGAAUACAGAGAACAGAUGAUUCCAUUCGUGUUCCUGAACCACAGGAUGAUUCUUUUCAUUCUGUGCAGCCUCCAAAGGAUACCAUAAAUAUCUUUGAUUUUGAUCGGAUAAGUGAGCUGGAAAAGCAAAUGGCCAUCGUGUCUGGCAGAUGCCAUGACCGGAAUGAAGAAUAUAACAAAAUGAUGCUUCUGCUCCAUAAUCUUCAAGAUCAGGUUGCCAAGAUGAGUGACAAAAGUGAAACAUUGAAGCUAAUAAAAAAUGUGAUGAGUCAAUAUCUUAAAGAUAUGAAAUUGGAGGAAAAGACUGACUUCCUGGCUUUACAUCAAGAACAUGAGUCGCGCAUCCGGACACUGGAAGACCUUCUUAGAAAACUCUCUGCUGAAUCCAAGGACAUCCAGAAGGAGCUUGACAUAGCUAAAGCAAAAACAAUGAGAGAUGAUGAUCAACAUAGUCAACUUAUGUCCAAAAUUAAAACACUGGAACUAGAGUUGUCUCAGAUGAAAUCGGAGCUGUUAUCUGGGGAAAGUGUGAAGACGAGUUGCGAGAAAAUCGAUGCCAUUCAUGAAAAAGUAGAUGCCCAGGUCAAAGAAUCUGUCAAGCUGUUGCUUUUUGGUGAUCAUCAAGAAGACCUUCCCGAAUCACUUCUCCAGUGGCUUACAUCCAAUUUUGUGAGCAAAAGUGAUCUGCAGACUUUGCUGCGGGAUCUGGAGUUGCAGAUCCUCAAGAAUAUCACUCUCCAUAUGUCUGUUACAAACCAAAAACUGACAUCUGAAGUAGUCACAAAUGCUGUGACUAAUGCAGGGAUUUCUGGGAUCACGGAAGCGCAAGCACAGAUUAUUGUAAAUAAUGCACUGAAACUUUACUCUCAAGACAAGACUGGGAUGGUGGAUUUCGCCUUGGAAUCUGGAGGUGGCAGCAUUCUGAGUACUCGCUGUUCUGAAACCUAUGAGACCAAGACAGCAUUAAUUAGCCUCUUUGGAAUUCCUCUGUGGUACUUCUCUCAGUCUCCCAGAGUGGUAAUUCAGCCGGACAUGUAUCCAGGAAACUGCUGGGCUUUCAAAGGAUCACAGGGCUAUCUCGUAGUGAGGCUUUCAAUGAAGAUCUAUCCAACUGCCUUUACAGUGGAACACAUACCAAAAACACUUUCGCCAACAGGAAAUAUCACCAGUGCUCCUAGAAAUUUUGCAGUAUAUGGUCUGGAUGAUGAAUAUCAAGAAGAGGGCAAGCUUCUAGGAGAGUAUGUCUAUGAUCAAGAAGGAGAACCACUGCAGAUGUUUCCAGUGAUGGAGGAAAAUGAAGAUGCAUUCCAGAUAGUGGAGCUGAGGAUUUUCUCUAACUGGGGCCAUGCAGAGUACACCUGCCUUUAUCGGUUCAGAGUGCACGGGAAACCCGCCGAGUAAAGCACACUACAGCUCGUUGUACAUUUUGUUCCUAAUCUGUAUAUACCGGAGAGCCUCGAACACUGGAACCUCUAAAGGACGAGGAUGCAAGAUACACCCUGCAGAACUGUUGGUCCUCUGAUAAAAGGCAGAAGACUGUCAGCAGAAAUGUAUAAAAAAAAAAAAAAAUCGAUUUUUAUUUGCUCUAACGCUCAGCUUGUAAUUGCCAGUUCGCUUCAUGUUUCUGCGUCCAUGCUGAGGGAAAUAAUGCAUGCAAACAGCUCUGGUUCGUAAAGCCCAGUUGGCAAACAGGUGACACAUAUUUUAUUACAAAUGAAUGUAUAGGGGUUUUUUAAAAAGAAUAAACCACACUUUCUGCAACUAGGAAUCUGUUCUUUUUUAAUCCAGGUCUUAACUGCAUCCUUCUGCUAGCUUGGCACCAUGAGCCAAAAACUGUGGUAUAUUUUGAACACUGACUGUGGCUAAAGGUGUCCUUCAGUUGACCCUUGGUUUUGACCUUUUUGGUGGAUCCAAAAGGGCUUCUUUGAUACAUGUUGAAUAUAAUAAAUCCUACUGUCAGGGAAAGCUAACACAACCAAAACCAGUUUAAACACCAGCGACUGAGAAUGCUUUACUGUAAUUUGUGGCCGUGAAUUGCUCUAAAAGUCAGGGAUAACUUUCAGUAGCUGAAGUUAUUUUAAGGUAUUUUACCAUGGCAACUUGGCCAGUUUGUUCUUUUUUAGUGUUAAUUCCGAAUCGACCUUGAUGUACUGACUGACUGGAUCGGAGCUGAUAAACCUGCUAAAUUGCUCAGUAAACAUUGUUAUGCAGCAACUGAACAAUAUUAGUUUGUCAAAAGCAAUCUCUGUGGGAUGAGGAUUCCUUAGACUGGUUCGUUGUUACACUCCAUAAAUGUUGUACUGUGAGAACUCAGUGUGUGGAAAACAAGACUGAAGUAAUUCUCUCCACGUCACACUUACAAGAGGGACUUGUGCUCAGCGCUGCUGUUGCAAACACACGGGCAUUCCUGAUCCUCCCCAGAAGCCUUAGUCGGGUGUGAGAUGAUUAGAGUUGCUCCCAGAAGCAACAUUCCCAUGUAGAACGAGAUGAAAACUGCUUGUUUGCCCCCCCUUAGCAUUGCUGCUUUUGAAGAUCCUUUUCAGAGAAAGAUUCCUGAACUUUACUUGUACGCAGAAUUUUUUAUCUUGCUGUUCCUAGUGCAUUUUGUAGUUACAGAGAACUGUUACCACAUGGACCUGCUGACUGGUUUUCUGAAUAGAGUUAUGUAUGUUGCACAACAGUCCUCGAAUGUUUAAAUACAAAAGUCUCCAUGUGAAGAACUGGUUUUUUUCACUUGACCUAGAGACAGAACCUAUGGCCUACGCAGAGGAGUAGAUGACACAUGUACAGGUGUUUUCAUACUAUAGGUUACAUAUUUAAAAUUAGAAUUAUCCUGUGUAAAUUGAAAUUAGGUAGGUGAGGGGGGGGAAUAUUUUGAAUAACACUAACUUAUUUUUAAAAAAAAAGCAAGAUAGGACUUUGUGCAAUGUAUUUUUGUAAAUGCUUUUCAAAAUGUCUGUUAUUCUUUGCUGCCUCCAAACUGACAAGAUGCUAUUGAGAUGUUUAAAUAAAGAGUUUUAAUUUUUGAAAGUGCAUGUAAUACUUGAAACAAGAAAUAAAGCUUCUUUUCUGUAA
Messenger RNA from Myiozetetes cayanensis, 4671 nucleotides. RefSeq names its product Sad1 and UNC84 domain containing 1 (gene SUN1). Bases 274 to 2997 code for a protein of 907 amino acids. The transcript is spliced from 23 exons. Gene Ontology annotation, biological process: nuclear envelope organization. Gene Ontology annotation, molecular function: protein-membrane adaptor activity. NCBI's taxonomy places the organism in Eukaryota, Metazoa, Chordata, Aves, Passeriformes, Tyrannidae. Gene Ontology annotation, cellular component: nuclear envelope; meiotic nuclear membrane microtubule tethering complex. The record is from RefSeq and is a predicted model, not a curated record.